AUGGCCCCGUCAGCUACUUCCCCAGUCACCGCAGAGGAUGCCCUCCCAGCACCCAUUCACCCCAGCUUCAUCCCCAAGCUCGACAAAGACUUCAUCGAGUACUACAACGCCCACGUGGGUAACGUGAAGUCGACGCAUGAGGUGACUAUUAAGGACAUCCGGGCGUUCCCAGCCAAGUACGCCAGCGUCUGGUACAAGGACUACUCGUACGAGCCUUUUGUCAAGGACAUCAAGAUCACGGCCGACGACGGCCAUGUGUUCACCGCCAGGAUCUAUAACCCAGACCCGUCGACCUCGCCGUUCGGAGAUGGGCCUUACCCUAUUCAUAUCAACUUUCACGGCGGAGGUUUCACGUUCGGCGGACUGGAGGGAGAUGCCGAGCUGUGCAUGACGGUCAGGACUCAGGUCGGCGUCAUGCUCAUGGAUGUGGACUACAGAUUGAGUCCAGAGCAUGACUAUGGCAAGGGCCACGACGAUUGCUGGGCUGCUGUUAAAUGGGUUCGUGAGCACGGGUCGGAGAUCAAUGCGAGGAGCGAUUCGAUCUCCAUUGGAGGCAUCUCGGCUGGAGGCACCAUCAGUGCUGUGAUCCAGCAACAGGCUCGCGAUAUCGGGUUGCCAUUGAAGCUCGCCUUCCUCGGUGUCCCGCUAGUCGCCAGCCACAUGUACAUCAAGGAACCCGAGGAAUCCCCCUACCCAUCGAUGGUUGAGAACGCCCUGGCACCAACCCUGAGCUGGAGCCGUCUCAAGUAUUUCCAGUCCCACUACACUACCAAGAGCGCGGAGGAGAAAGCGGCCCUGGAGGCCAGGGGCGUGUUUUUCUCCGACCCGGUGGACGGCGACCUGGAAGGCCUCUGUCCGACAUUCAUCGCUACGGCCGAGGCAGACCCCCUUCGCGAUGAAGGAGAGGAGUACGGGGCUAGGCUUGCCAAGGCGGGGGUAAAGACUACCCUGCGGAGGUAUACCGGUGUGCCGCACCCUUUUAUGCACAUGAGGCCGAUCAAGAAGGCCGUGAUGUACGUGGAAGAUUACUGUAGCGCCGUCAAGCAAGCUCACGGAGCGUAG
Molecule: messenger RNA, 1062 nt
Organism: Thyridium curvatum
Lineage: Eukaryota; Fungi; Ascomycota; Sordariomycetes; Thyridiales; Thyridiaceae
Exons: 5
Coding region: 1-1062 (353 amino acids)
Molecular function (GO): hydrolase activity
Source: RefSeq, a predicted model, not a curated record